Carlito syrichta (Philippine tarsier) is the source of this 4665-nucleotide messenger RNA. It is a transcript of the gene PRKACB, whose product is annotated as protein kinase cAMP-activated catalytic subunit beta. Lineage: Eukaryota; Metazoa; Chordata; Mammalia; Primates; Tarsiidae. Gene Ontology annotation, biological process: peptidyl-serine phosphorylation. The transcript has 10 exons. The record is from RefSeq and is a predicted model, not a curated record. Bases 298 to 1494 code for a protein of 398 amino acids. Gene Ontology annotation, cellular component: nucleus; cAMP-dependent protein kinase complex. Gene Ontology annotation, molecular function: ATP binding; cAMP-dependent protein kinase activity.
AAGCUGUAUGUUUAUUGCUGUCAUUUACCUGUAUAUUAAUAUUAAAACAUUCACACAUAAAACAGAUACUGCAAGUUUUAAAAAUCCCCGUCUCUAGUUGAGAUGAAAAGUUUUGCAAAGAAAAGCUCAGAAAUGUGCUGUUUUAUAUUAACAGGAAACAGAACAGCAGUAGUGGUUUGAAUACCCUGCAAACAGGAAGUUUGACACAUGCAUAGCUCUUAGCUUCUGAGUAAGAAGUUGUUGAGCUCCUUUUGGAAAUAUUUGCAGUUACUUUAAGUAAAGUGUAAAUGCACAUGAAUGGCAGCUUAUAGAGAACUGCCCUGUAACCAGUAUACAGGUACAACUACCGCUCUUCAGAAGUUGGAAGGUUUUGCUAGCCGAUUAUUUCAUAGACACUCUAAAGGUACUGCACAUGAUCAGAAAACAGCUCUGGAAAAUGACAGCCUUCAUUUCUCUGAACAUACUGCCUCAUGGGACAGAUCAAUGAAAGAGUUUCUAGCCAAAGCCAAAGAAGACUUUUUGAAAAAAUGGGAGAAUCCUGCUCCGAAUAAUGCUGGACUUGAGGAUUUUGAAAGGAAAAAGACCCUUGGAACAGGCUCAUUUGGAAGAGUAAUGUUGGUGAAACAUAAGGCCACUGAACAGUAUUAUGCCAUGAAGAUUUUAGAUAAGCAGAAGGUUGUUAAACUGAAGCAAAUAGAGCAUACUUUGAAUGAGAAAAGAAUAUUACAGGCAGUGAAUUUUCCUUUUCUUGUUCGACUGGAAUAUUCUUUUAAGGAUAAUUCUAAUUUAUACAUGGUUAUGGAAUAUGUCCCUGGGGGUGAAAUGUUUUCACACCUAAGAAGAAUUGGAAGGUUCAGUGAACCCCAUGCACGGUUCUAUGCAGCUCAGAUAGUGCUAACAUUCGAGUACCUCCACUCACUAGACCUCAUCUACAGAGAUCUGAAACCUGAAAAUCUCUUAAUCGACCAUCAAGGUUAUAUCCAGGUCACAGACUUUGGGUUUGCCAAAAGAGUUAAAGGCAGAACUUGGACAUUAUGUGGCACUCCAGAGUAUCUGGCUCCGGAAAUAAUCCUCAGCAAGGGCUACAAUAAAGCAGUGGAUUGGUGGGCAUUAGGAGUGCUAAUCUAUGAAAUGGCAGCUGGCUACCCCCCAUUCUUUGCAGACCAACCAAUUCAGAUUUAUGAAAAGAUUGUUUCUGGAAAGGUCCGAUUCCCAUCCCACUUCAGUUCAGAUCUCAAGGAUCUUCUACGGAACCUGCUGCAGGUGGAUUUGACAAAGAGAUUUGGAAAUCUGAAAAAUGGUGUCAGUGAUAUAAAAACUCACAAGUGGUUUGCCACAACAGAUUGGAUUGCUAUUUACCAGAGGAAGGUUGAAGCUCCAUUCAUACCAAAGUUCAGAGGCUCUGGAGAUACCAGCAACUUUGAUGACUAUGAAGAAGAAGAUAUCCGUGUCUCUAUAACAGAAAAAUGUGGAAAAGAAUUUGGUGAAUUUUAGAGAGCAACAAGAUGACAUCAGAGCUCACACUUAGUCUUUGCACCCUGUUGAGAGAGGUGGGCUGAGACCACCUUGUUGAAGCAGUUACCCAGUUCCUUCAUUCCAGCCACUGAGUGAGGCCUUCAUCGCCGUCAUCGUGUGUGCAGUCUGCAGCCACCUUUGUAACGAGGCACCGCUGAGCAAGCACUGUCUGUGCCACCACACAGGACCAGACCCCUUUCCUGCUUCUCUCUGGGUUGUCUUUCUCUUCCCCUGUGUCCAUCUCUUCCUCUUUCGGUUUCAUUGGCUUUUUCUAAACAGUGCUCCAUUUUACUUUGUCGGUGUUGAAGACGGGCAGUGUUAUGGCUAUGUGAUAUUUGAAGGGAAGGAUGUGUGUUGCUUUUAGUCGUUCUUGCCAAUGUUCUUGUUGGUCAAUGGCUUGAAGGUAGACUUUCUAAUAAUUACUUUUACUUCGAGUAACUCUGACUCAGUGUUGCCAAAACUCUUGACAGUUUUCAAAGACAGAAUAUUUUGUCACCAAGGAAAUUUAUAUAAAUUAAGACAAUAACUUUCUUGAAAUUAGAUAUUCUGGCAAUAAAUUUGGAUAAUAUAGAAUAGCUUGACCCAGCAUUUUGGAUUCCUGUAGAUCAGAGGUUUUAUUUCCCUUUGCCUCCUUUUAUAUCCUCCCCUUGAAUAAUGAAAUGACCAGACUGUAUAGUGUGACAAAUGUGUCUCAUUCAGCAGGAAAAACUAAUGAUGUAGCUCAUCACCCUGAUUCUCUCACUUGGUACCAGCAUUUCUGCAGGCAUUAGAGAGGAGUUUGAAGUUUUCUAAACCUUUACGCUUCUUUAAGGAUUUUAGCCAGUAUUUUAAUAGGACGAGAUUAAUGAAAGUGACAAAUUGUAAAGUUUCUCUAAUAGUCUUCAUUGUAAGCUUUUUAAAGGAAAAGAAGUAAACUGAAAAGAGCCUUGGUUUGGAUAAAUACUUUGCUAAGCCAAAUAAAUAGCUUGAUUAUUGCAAACAAUGUAGAGGUACUCUUAUUUAAAUAUUUGUGUUUUUUGUAACAGUUAAGAACAAAGAGUUGUUACCAGCUGAUUGUCCUGGUGUACUAUAUUUGUGAGCCUGAGGGAGGGACUUUGCUUGUAACCUCUGCUUUCAUCCCAUGCCUCUUCGAUGAGGAAAAGGGACAAUGUUUAUAAAACUGCCACAAUUGUAUUUUAAUUUUGAGGUGUGAUAUUUUCAGAUCUGUCAUAAUUUCUGGCCUCUUUUCUCUCAGUAAGCAGAACGUAUGAUUAAUCAUGCAGAUAUGACUUUAAUAUUCCAGUUUUGUCUUGGUUUUUUCCUAUACUUUUUGCCACUGACUUAACAACAUUGCUGUCAGGUGGAAAUUUCAAGCACUUUUGCACAUUUUAGUUCAGUGUUUGUUGAGAAUCCAUGGCUUAACCCAGUUGUUUUGCUGUUUGUUUCUUUGCUUUUUAUUUCCCCAUCCGGUUUUAUCUCUGUGUCUCAGUGACCUACUUUGAAACAACACACCAGAAUAGUUUAAAAUAAACUGUGUUCAUUUUUUAUGAUCAAUUUACAUGCAUACAGAGUGAAUUGUUUUUAAUCAAAGCGAUCUCAAUGUAUAUAACCAUCCUAUUUGCUUCACUAUCGGUGCAGGUAGGUCAUUGACACCACUUCUUUUCAUCUGUACCACACCCUCGUAGAACCUUUGAAGACAUUAGAAAAUCCUGUUUGAAAUAUUCUCUAUUCGUCUUUUGGUUGUCAAGUGUUUCUGCAUGGUAAUGUCACAUAAACUGAUACUGAGUUCAGUUGGUCCACCUAUAUUUAAAAUGUGUGAGAAAAAUUUGAAAUACCCUGUUGUAGCAAGUUUUAUGUAACAAAGAUAUGUUCUCAUGUUGAUAAAUUUAAAACAUCAUUUGUAUAAAAUAUUUUAAUUUUUUUGUAUUUCAUUUAGACCCAAGAACAUGCUGAUCAUUGUAUUCUAUGUGUAUACUACAAAUUCUAUGGUAGCUUUGUUGUAUAUUAUUGUAAAGUUAUUUUAAUAAAUCAUGAGGAUGACAAUGUGACUAUUGCAAUUUAGUUUUCAGUAAUUGAAAAGAUUUCUGUGAAUUCUAAAAAUACUUUUCUCUGUGAACUCACUAGCGCCCAGCUAUGAGUUCACCUGGGGAGGUGGCCCCAAGCAGGCACCGCUCUUGCAGGCUGUUCAGCCACCCCCUCUCUCUGUUGAAGGGCACGAGCAAGCUCAUCAAGAGCCAGCGAGUCAGGGGAGUCUGUGUCUGGCCAGUCAAGUACACUAAAUUAGAGCAUGUUUAAAUUAUGUGACAUUCCCAGUUUCAGCCACAAUUUAGCCAAGAGCAAGAUAAACACUUGAAUAAGAAAUAAGUGGUAUAAAUCAGUAUUUAACCUCAAAUUGCAUUAUUUGAAACAGAAGACGUUAUGCUUUGGCUCUGUAAAUAAUUAAGAGAUGGCAUUGUAUAAGAAGGAGCCCUAAACCAAAAGUCAAGACAGCUGAGUUUCAGGCCAGCAAAUGAUCAGUAUGACCUUGGCCUCAGUUCUCAUAUCCAUAAAAUGGAAGACUUGGAUUAGGCAGUUUCUAAGGUUUGUUCUAACUUUCAUGAAUUAUGACAAGAUUCUCUUAUCUCAUAUUUUGAAAAGAUAUCAUGCUUUGAAGUAAGUCUCAGUAAGGCGAUAUAUUUUGUGAGGGCAUUUUUCUUCUUAUCUAUGACAGUGUUCUUGCAAUUUUUUGAAUAUCAUAAGAACCUCAUGUCUGUCCUAAUUCCUUCCUCAUUCACUGAUACUGAAUUACCCAGUUGAUAUAAAACUGUCAACCUACCAAAACAGAUACUGUGGCUUAUGGGUAUUGCUGUCUUGUUCUUGGUAUAUUCGUGUAUUGACUGCCCAUUGGCCUGAAAAUACUCAUUGUAAGCCUGAAAACAAAUCAUUUUUCUUUCUCACUGACUGUUUUUUCUGCUUGUUGUAAGAAUCAAAUGAAAUAAUGUAUGUGAAGGCACCUUGUAAACUGUAACCUAUCAAUGUAAAAUGUUAAGAUGUGUUGUUAUUUCAUUAAUUACUUCUUUGUUUAGAAUGGAAUUUCCUAUGCACUGCUGUAGCUAGGAAAUGCUGAAAACAACUGUGUUUUUUAAUUAAUCAAUAACUGCAAAAUUAAAGUAUCUUCAAUGGAUAUGACAA